CGUGACCGUCACCACCUGCCGUCGGUCGGCCCAAAGCCGUCGUUCCGUCAGUCGAGCGUCGCGUAUUCUCCGUGAUUGUUCGUUGAAUGUGAUCGAGCGUGUUAUCUGCGACACACGCGGAAGAAGAUCCGGACACAAACGUGAAACGUAGUAAUAUUUGUCUUAUUUCGGUUGCGUCGUGGAGCUAAAUCUCUCUCAGAAGAAGAACACGACGGAAUCGCCGCAACACGAUGGCCAGUCUGCGACAAACACCGCUGACGUGCAGCGGACACACGAGACCCGUGGUUCAUCUCGCCUUCUCCAACGUCACCGAGUCCGGAUACUAUUUAAUCUCAGCGUGCAAAGAUGGCAAGCCCAUGUUGCGACAAGGUGAUACUGGAGACUGGAUUGGUACAUUUGAAGGACACAAAGGAGCGGUAUGGGGUGUAGCAUUAAAUCCGGAAGCUACUCGAGCCGCAAGUGGGGCGGCGGAUUUCAAUGCCAAAGUCUGGGAUGCCAUCAAAGGAGAGGAAAUACAUUCUUUCCAGCACAAUCACAUAGUAAAAUCCGUUAACUUCAGUACAGAUUCCAAUUAUCUGUGUACCGGAUCGAACGAGAAGAUUGUGCGCAUAUACGAUCUUAAUAAGCCAGAGACAGCUCCACAGAUCUUUUCAGGUCACACCAGUGGUAUUAGACACAUCACCUUCUUUGACAACAACUCUGCUUUAAUCACGUGCGCGGACGAUAAGACACUGAGAGUAUGGGACAGGAAUAGCGGGCAAGAGGUCAAGAGGCUAGAUUUUCCCGCCAUACCAAGUUCCAUGGAAGUGUCCAAAGAUGGGAACAUCAUCAUUACAACUCAUUCGAAUAUUGUUACUUUUUGGAAUAGUAAAGAAUUAACCAAGAUAAAAGAAUUCACAGUCCCCACUCAAGUUAACAGUGCCAGCUUACACCCGGAUUGUACAAUGUUCGUAUGUGGCGGAGAAGAUCUCAAAAUGUACAAGUUUGACUACAACACAGGAGCGGAACUAGAGUCGUUCAAAGGACACUUUGGGCCUGUGCACUGUGUGCGCUUCUCGCCGGACGGCGAAUUGUACGCUAGCGGAUCCGAAGAUGGUACCUUGAGAUUGUGGCAAACCGUAGUCGGCAAAACUUACGGAUUGUGGCGUUGCGUCGAACAGACGCCUGCUUUACAAGAAAAUGCUGCCGUAGUUAAUAAUAAACAAGAAGUUCCUGCCAGUUAAACAGCAGAGAAAAGCAAGAAGAUCGCGGACGGACUCUUAAAAAUUCCAAAAACAGACACUUAAACCAAACUUGAGAGUGAGUGGUUGAAUCUUCCUGUGGAUGGAAUGUUUUUUUUUUUUUUUUUUUUUUACCGUUAAUUGUUUGCUGCCGGAAUUCCUUGUAAAUAGUAGAGAUGUUAGAAAGCGGUCGCACAUUUACCUCCACUCGCCAGGAGCUGGCGAGGCAAGCGAAAGGACCAGACUCCAAUGUCCGUGGAAGCGUGAACGAUCGUUUGUUUAAAAUAUAUAUCAUCAGGCAAAACGACGAAGGAAAAAGGGAAGUAACAUUUAUUAAUAUUAUACAUGUCAAAUUAUUAUAAUACAAAAAAAAUUAGACAGACAUGUAACGAGAGAAAGAAAGACAGAAGUUCAAGAACGAACGCCGCAUUUUUACAUUUCUUGCUUUCGGCAAACAAUUGUCGAAUGAUGAUAUGGCAACACACAUGACGUACAUCAUCUCUCGUGCAUUUUUUCUAAUAUCACAUUCACGUUUUCGAACCUAUUUUUCAUGACGCCAUUGUAUCGCCACAGAAAUGGGACUUUUUUUUUUUUUUUUUUUUUUAUUCCGGGGUUUACUCGUUCUAAGUUUAAUUCUACUACUACGUUCGCGUGCUGCAACAUCAUUUUUUAUUCCCUCGAAGAAGUUCCGUAUCUCGUGCGUUCGUGUGUGUCUUUUCGUUCUCUUUGUUUUUCGACGAUGCAAUCUCGGUCUUCUUCUGAUGAACUAAAACACUUGCAUCUUAGCAUCUAUAUUUACACGCCAACAGGUACUAUUUCGCAUUUAUCUUCUUUACAAAUGUCUUCCGCGCGUUCAAGACAUGCUCCUUGUCUCUUUCUUGCUCCAUUCUCUUUCUCGACCUCGAUAUUUUUUUUUUUUUUUUUUUUUUUAUAGUAUUGAGCACGAUUAACCACUUAUACAAUUUUGGAAUCGCGUUUGUUAUGCAGUCUCUCAAAAUAAAGGCAGUGUUUUCCUGCGUAAAAUAUAACUAAUCAUA
Pseudomyrmex gracilis is the source of this 2257-nucleotide messenger RNA. It is a transcript of the gene wmd, whose product is annotated as serine-threonine kinase receptor-associated protein. The record is from RefSeq and is a predicted model, not a curated record. Gene Ontology annotation, cellular component: SMN complex. Gene Ontology annotation, biological process: spliceosomal snRNP assembly. The transcript is spliced from 5 exons. Bases 231 to 1223 code for a protein of 330 amino acids. NCBI's taxonomy places the organism in Eukaryota, Metazoa, Arthropoda, Insecta, Hymenoptera, Formicidae. Gene Ontology annotation, molecular function: protein binding; RNA binding.